Brassica rapa (field mustard) is the source of this 4287-nucleotide messenger RNA. Its product is annotated as inositol hexakisphosphate and diphosphoinositol-pentakisphosphate kinase VIP2-like. Gene Ontology annotation, molecular function: 5-diphosphoinositol pentakisphosphate 1-kinase activity; inositol hexakisphosphate kinase activity. NCBI's taxonomy places the organism in Eukaryota, Viridiplantae, Streptophyta, Magnoliopsida, Brassicales, Brassicaceae. The record is from RefSeq and is a predicted model, not a curated record. Gene Ontology annotation, biological process: inositol metabolic process; inositol phosphate biosynthetic process.
AUUGUAUAAAGUAAAUAAAAUAUCUAUGAAUAUUUGUAAAUAUCUAUAAUUUUUUUGGAUAUCCGGAAAACCGAAUAUCUGUAUUUUCACGAAACAAAACAAAUUGGAAAUCAGAUCACCGUGAUGUACGAAGCAAAAAAAAUGGUAAUAUCCAAUCUGUGCCCAUUCCUAAUUGUUAUCACAAAGUAUGAACAAUAUAUAAGGUUGGUGAUAUACUUUUAUGUAGCAGCCUUUUGAAAUAAGAAAAGUAGGGCUGUGAUAUAUAGAAUUCUCUUUUUGAAUGAAUAUUCAUAUUUGUUAUCUCCUCAGUUUAUUUGUCUUCAUUCAAUCUCCACUGUUUUUUUUAAACUUGAUACUGUUACAAGAACUAAAAUAUAAUUAGUGGGGUAAAUUAUCAGAAGCCAAUUUAAAUACUUAUUAGCCUCAAUAUGCCACAUUAGCUCUUUUAAUUCUAUCAUCAUUGACUGGAUUAGAAUAUACUCCUUAAUUUGAUUUGGUUUGUUAACCUUAAUUAAAUGCUUACUUAUCCGGAUAUUUAAUUAAAAGCCAAAUCUAUAUAUAUAUAUAGCUUAAAAGAAUUCAAUUCAAUGCAACGUCCCUGACGCCUCAAUUUCCUCGUUCCUUUUCCACACUAUUGCUCUGCUUGCGAUCAUCGUUCUCUCCAGUAACAUUUUCGCUGAUCAUCCUACGGUCUCUGUCGCUCGAUCCUAUCUUAGUCACCAGCAGGGAUUGUACGACACCGAAGCGAUUUAGUCGAUGUUUGUACUUUUUCUUCGAUAUAAUUGAAACGAUCGUUGUGGAACAAUGGGGGUGGUGGAAGAAGGAGGAGCAGGUGUGGUUGAUAGGAAGAUAACGAUCGGAGUCUGCGUCAUGGAAAAGAAGGUGAAGUGCAGCCCCGAGGUUUUCUCGGCUCCCAUGGGUCAGAUUAUGGAUAGACUGCAAGCGUUUGGCGAAUUUGAGAUCAUACAUUUUGGGGACAAGGUUAUACUCGAUGAUCCAGUAGAAAGUUGGCCUAUUUGUGACUGCUUGAUUGCUUUUCACUCCUCUGGAUAUCCUCUUGAGAAAGUUCAAGCAUAUUCUUCUUUACGAAAGCCCUUUUUAGUGAAUGAACUGGAUCCGCAGUAUCUUCUUCAUGACCGCCGGAAAGUGUAUGAGCAUCUAGAGAUGUAUGGUAUCCCUGUUCCUAGAUAUGCUUGUGUCAAUAGAACAGAACCCAACCAAGACCUUGAUUACUUCGUCGAGGAAGAAGACUUUAUUGAGGUUAAUGGUGAAGUAUUCUGGAAGCCAUUUGUGGAAAAGCCCGUCAAUGGUGAUGACCAUAGCAUAAUGAUAUACUACCCUAGCUCAGCAGGUGGAGGCAUGAAAGAAUUGUUUCGUAAGGUACUGCAUUUUUUUGUGCAUAACUUGGCUUUCCGUGGACUGACUUUGAUCCUUGUAUUGUAUAUGUUUGUUGUUAUAACCUUAGUUUGGUCAUCCACUACUUGUCUUUCAGCGGAACUUGGCUAUCUUUCUGAUCCUAAUUUUUUGUUUCAGGUUGGGAAUCGCUCAAGUGAAUUUCAUCCUGAGGUCAGAAGAGUAAGGAGAGAAGGUUCUUACAUAUAUGAGGAGUUUCUGCCUACUGGGGGAACUGAUGUCAAGGUCUAUACUGUGGGUCCUGAAUACGCACAUGCUGAAGCAAGAAAGUCACCUGUUGUUGAUGGUGUAGUUAUGAGAAAUCCGGAUGGGAAGGAAGUGAGGUAUCCAGUUUUGCUUACACCUGCUGAGAAGCAAAUGGCGAGAGAAGUUUGCAUUGCUUUUAGGCAAUCGGUCUGUGGAUUUGAUCUGUUACGAUCUGAGGGAAGUUCAUACGUUUGUGACGUUAAUGGAUGGAGUUUUGUGAAGAACUCUUAUAAGUAUUAUGACGAUGCUGCUUGUGUGCUACGGAAUAUGUUUUUUGAUGCAAAGGCUCCUCAUCUUUCUUCGACAAUUCCUCCCAUUCUGCCAUGGAAAAUCAAUGAACCUGUCCAAUCUAACGAAGGUCUAACUCGCCAAGGAAGUGGCGUCAUCGGAACGUUUGGGCAGUCAGAGGAGCUUCGUUGUGUCAUUGCUGUUGUCCGGCAUGGUGAUAGAACCCCUAAGCAAAAAGUGAAACUAAAAGUUACAGAGGAAAAGCUGUUAAAUCUGAUGCUUAAGUACAAUGGAGGAAAGCCAAGAGCUGAGACAAAGCUUAAAACUGCAGUCCAAUUGCAAGAUCUAUUGGAUGCCACAAGAAUGUUAAUUCCUCGUUCAAGACCAGGUGAAAGUGAUAGUGAUGCAGAAGACCUUGAACAUGCUGACAAGCUUCGGCAAGUUAAAGCUGUUCUUGAAGAGGGUGGACAUUUCUCUGGUAUUUACAGAAAAGUUCAACUAAAACCGCUGAAAUGGGAUAAAGUAACAAAAAGUGAUGGUGACGGUGAAGAAGAACGUCCAGUGGAGGCUCUUAUGAUAUUGAAAUAUGGGGGCGUUCUAACUCAUGCUGGUCGACAACAGGCAGAAGAACUUGGUAGAUAUUUCCGAAACAAUAUGUAUCCAGGUGAAGGUACCGGUUUGCUCCGUCUCCAUAGUACAUACCGUCACGACCUUAAAAUUUACAGUUCUGACGAGGGACGCGUUCAGAUGUCUGCAGCUGCUUUUGCUAAAGGCCUACUUGACUUAGAAGGACAGCUGACCCCAAUCCUGGUUUCUCUAGUUAGCAAGGACUCUUCCAUGUUGGAUGGCCUGGAUACUGCAAGCAGUGAAAUGGAAGAGGCCAAGGCUCAGUUGAAUGAGAUCAUAACUGCCGGCACAAAGUUGGUACAUGAUUACGUCUCUUCUGAAUCACCUUGGAUGAUCGAUGGGGUUGGACUUCCUCCUCAAGCUAAUGAGAGCCUACCUGAAUUGGUAAAAUUAGCUAAAAAGGUGACUGAACAAGUGAGGCUACUAGCAAAAGAUGAAGAAGAGAAUCCCACUGAGCCUAGCGCUUAUGAUGUAGUCCCUCCCUAUGAUCAAGCAAAGGCCCUUGGGAAGUCAAACAUUGACGUUGGCCGGAUUGCUGCUGGAUUACCUUGUGGUAGUGAAGGAUUUCUUUUGAUGUAUGCUCGGUGGAGGAAACUCGAAAAGGAACUCUACAAUGAAAGAAGAGACCGGUUCGACAUAACGCAGAUUCCUGAUGUUUACGAUUCAUGCAAGUACGACCUGUUACAUAAUUCUCAUCUCAACCUGAAAGGACUAGAUGAACUCUUUAAAGUUGCUCAGUUACUAGCAGAUGGUGUAAUCCCAAAUGAGUAUGGGAUCAAUCCACAGCAAAAGCUUAAAAUCGGUUCAAAGAUUGCUCGUCGCUUGCUGGGCAAAAUCUUGAUUGACUUGAGGAACACUCGAGAAGAGGCCAUGAGUGUUGCUGAACUGAAGAAAAGCCAAGACCAAGUCUCGGUGUCAUUAUGUUCGCCGAGAAAGGAGGAUAGAUGUAGUCAGCCGAAACUUUUCAUUAAAAGCGAUGAGCUAAGACGGCCUAACACAGGAGAGAACAAAGAUGACGAUGAAGAUAAAGAAACCAAGUACCGACUAGAUCCAAAGUAUGCAAAUGUAAUGACUCCUGAACGUCAUGUGAGGACACGCCUUUACUUCACAUCUGAAUCACAUAUACAUUCACUGAUGAACGUCCUAAGGUAUUGUAACCUCGACGAGUCUCUUCAAGGAGAAGAAGGUCUCGUCUGCCAAAGCGCAUUGGAACGCCUUUGUAAGACCAAAGAGCUUGAUUACAUGAGCUACAUUGUCCUAAGACUGUUCGAGAACACUGAGGUAUCUCUGGAAGAUCCGAAACGAUUCAGAAUCGAACUUACAUUUAGCCGUGGCGCAGAUUUGUCUCCCUUAGAGAAGAAUGACGAGGAAGCAGAAUCUUUACUGAGGGAACACACACUUCCGAUAAUGGGACCAGAGAGGCUUCAAGAGGUUAGUUCGUGUUUGACACUUGAGACAAUGGAGAAGAUGAUACGUCCAUUUGCAAUGCCGGCCGAGGAUUUCCCUCCGGCAUCAAUUCCGGCAGGCUUCUCCGGUUACUUUUCGAAAAGCGCCGCGGUGCUCGAGCGUCUUGUGAAACUCUGGCCCUUCAACAAAAAUUCCACCUCUAAUGCAAAAAAGACAACAACGUAAAAUAGACCAUUGCGGUUUCAUAUCCUCAAAUCUAUUUCCUUGUUGGACCACAAAUUGUGGGGUUAUUUUUUUCAUUCUUUCUAAUUGGGUAAGAACUAAAAAUGUUCAUUCUUUCGUUAUUCAGAAGAAUCGUUAUUUGUU